Messenger RNA from Penicillium maclennaniae, 1611 nucleotides. Its product is annotated as putative JmjC domain protein. Gene Ontology annotation, molecular function: 2-oxoglutarate-dependent dioxygenase activity. Bases 1 to 1611 code for a protein of 536 amino acids. Lineage: Eukaryota; Fungi; Ascomycota; Eurotiomycetes; Eurotiales; Aspergillaceae. The transcript has 2 exons. The record is from RefSeq and is a predicted model, not a curated record.
AUGGCUCUGAAGCCCAACCUCGCGAGCCAAAUUGGCGCCGCGCUUGCCGCCAUCGCGGAGCCUGAACCACUCGACCCGAUCUUGAACUGCGAUCUCGAGAGCGGUGAAGGCCUUCGUGCCCUACUGUUCAACACACCCUCCAAAGCUUUGGAAAUCGCUGACGCCAAGCUACGUGUGUUCCCCUUCAGCGAUGUUCAAGACUGCUGGCGCCGCCUGUUCACCGAUGCCUCCAUUGUCCAGGCAUGCUACGUUGUCAUCCAGGAAUGCAAGCUGAGGGAGCUUCCCACCGAUGACCUUGACGAGUCUCGACUGACCAAGGAGCUUCUUGAGCAUCUUGGCGAGUCGGAUCAGGAUGUCCGAAUCGACAUUCGGUCUCCGUGGUUGACACAGGUCAUCCACACACUUGAUAAGGCACUGAUCAUUAGCGGUGCGCCGAUGCGCGAGUUCACCAUUGAGUCCCUGUUGUUGUCCCUCCAAGAGGCUACCAACUGGGAGGAUGAGCUCAAAGACGAUCUCAUAGAACGCGACCAGCCUUCUACUAAGCGCAGAAGAUUCAUAUCGCCCAUGUUCCCUCCGAACGCCCUCCCGGACCCCCGCCUUCAGUACCCGGUGCCCCGCGUGCAAGAGCAAUCCUUUGAGAACAUGGAGAAACACAUCCAGGAGACGCGCGCGCCUCUCGUCAUUGAAAAUGCCGUGAGCCAUUGGCCCGCUAUGUCGACACGCCCUUGGGCGUCCCGGGACUAUUGGUACAAGCGUACCUUUGGCGGCCGCCGCCUUGUUCCUGUCGAGAUUGGCAGGGAUUACACCGACUCGGAGUGGGGACAGCAAAUGAUGCAGUUCAAAGAUUUCGUCGAUCAUUACGUUUGGCAGGAUGAUUCUUUCUCUGGCAGUGACGAAGAGGACAACAUCGGCGUGACACGACCCACUGGAUACCUGGCUCAGCAUGAUUUGCUCGCUCAGAUUCCUGCUCUGCGAAAGGAUAUUGCUAUUCCCGAAGCUUGCUUUAUUUCUCCCCCCAGGCCCGGAGCCUGCCGUGAAGAGGCCCAGGCUAAGAAAGUCGAGGCAUCCUUCAAGUCGAAUGUACCUUCCAUCGAAGAUUCCCAAACUGAAGGUGCCCGGGAUCCUAAGGAAGGUCAUCAUGCCGAUGGCAGCGUAUCGGACACAGGCUCUAUGAUAAAUGUCCCCGUGGACCCGAUCAUCAACACCUGGAUCGGUCCUGUAUCGACAAUUUCGCCUCUUCAUCAUGACCCUUACCACAACAUUCUCGUGCAGGUUGUUGGAACAAAGUAUAUUCGUCUCUACUCUCCGCAGACCCCGGCGUCGAAAAUCCACCCUCGAGGCAAGGAAAUGGUGCCUUCCGGUGACCCAGGAGAGGAGGACCCUAUCAAGAACGGCAAUCUGAUAGAUAUGUCCAACACAUCCGAGGUGGACAUUGCUGCCAUUGAGCAGUCUCCUGCCGAGGACUGGGAUGAAAGGUGGCCUGGUUUCCAAGACGCCGAGUACGUCGAGGUCAUUUUGCAUGAGGGCGAAUGCCUUUACAUCCCUAUCGGAUGGUGGCAUUAUGUCCGUGGACUGCGCGCUGGAGUCAGCGUGAGCUUCUGGUGGAAGUAA